This is a messenger RNA of Hibiscus syriacus, 1526 nucleotides long. RefSeq names its product pre-mRNA splicing factor SR-like 1. The coding region runs from base 95 to 1369 and encodes 424 amino acids. The record is from RefSeq and is a predicted model, not a curated record. The transcript has 5 exons. Gene Ontology annotation, cellular component: precatalytic spliceosome. NCBI's taxonomy places the organism in Eukaryota, Viridiplantae, Streptophyta, Magnoliopsida, Malvales, Malvaceae.
UCGAAUUAGGGUUACUGCUUCCAUUCAAUUGCUUUGAUAUCUUCCCCAAUUCAUGAUCACUCUCAAGAAUUUUUAGUGUGUGGGGAGUUUCGCUAUGGAGAUACAGACAUGUGGUAAGCCGAUUGAUUCGUUGUUGGAGAAAGUGCUUUGUAUGAAUAUACUAUCCUCUGAUUAUUUCAAAGAGCUUUACCGUUUAAAGACUUAUCAUGAAGUCAUUGAUGAAAUUUACAAUCAAGUUGAUCAUGUUGAGCCAUGGAUGACUGGGAACUGUCGUGGUCCUUCUACUGCAUUCUGCCUUCUUUACAAGUUUUUCACCAUGAAACUUACUGUCAAGCAAAUGCAUGGGAUACUGAAGCACUCUGAUUCUCCUUACAUUAGAGCAAUUGGAUUCCUCUACUUGAGGUAUGCUGGUGAUCCAAAGACUUUAUGGACUUGGUUUGAACCAUACAUUAAAGAUGAAGAGGAAUUCUCCCCUGGGUCUAGUGGACGAACGACCACCAUGGGGGUAUACUUGCGUGAUUUGCUUCUUGGACAGUACUACUUUGAUACUCUUUUCCCUCGAAUCCCUGUUCCUGUGUUGCGUCAGGUUGUAUCCAAUCUUGAGAAGAUGAAGCUGCCUACUAAGACUUCUGGUUCAACAGGGGAUAAUAGUCGCCAUGGAUCUGAUGACACUGCUCGCCGCCCGCCUUCUGUAAAAGCUGCACUUUCUGUCUCUUUUGGUCAGCGUGCCCCCCAUCGGGCAACAACCAGGGACUCUUCUCCUGUGCGUCGCACUCUACCACCACCACCACCUUAUGACAGAUCCAAUGGUGAUGAUGUAAGAAGAUCUCCCAGCCACCGUCACAGCCAAAGCCGUGAUAGGGAAUAUUCUGACAAGGAUAGGGAAAGGGAAAGAGAGAGGGGCAGGGAACAAGACCGGGAUUGGGAUCGUGACCGUGAUAGGCAACGAGAUAGAAGCAGGGACCGAUAUCGUGACCGUGAUCGUAAUAGGGACAGGGACAGGGAUAGGGAACAAAGGCAUGAUUAUGAUCGAAGGUCAAGGUACAUGGAUAAACGGGACACUGAUGACAGUAGGCGUUACAGGAGCAGAAGCCGAGACAUCGAUGACGGUAGACGUUACAGGAGCAGAAGCCGAAGUCCCAGCAUGAGCGGAAACAGGAGCAGAAGCCAGAGUGAGCAAGGCGGCAACAGUCAUUAUGAUCCACCACAAAAGGAGGGAAGCAAGGCAUCCAGUAAUUUGGCGAAGCUGAGGGAUCUUUACGGUGAUACAAGUGAUACAAAGGGAGAUGGCGGUGGCUAUGGAAGGGCAGCAAACAGGGACAGCAGUGGAGAAGAGGUGAUUAGACUAGGUGGUUCUUCUUGGAGAUAGUGCAUUGGCAUGUAUGUAUGUUAUUCCAUUCAUGCAGAGCACCAAACCAAUUCAGGCAAGAAAAAGAAAAAGAAAAACACUGGGUGAACAUUUUGUUUCUGAACAUUGUGCUAUGCCCUGGCUAGGAUGGAUGGAUAGAUGCAAUCAUGGUCUCGCC